Molecule: messenger RNA, 4817 nt
Organism: Physella acuta
Lineage: Eukaryota; Metazoa; Mollusca; Gastropoda; Physidae
Product: E3 ubiquitin ligase Rnf121-like
Biological process (GO): ERAD pathway
Cellular component (GO): endoplasmic reticulum membrane; Golgi membrane
Molecular function (GO): metal ion binding; ubiquitin protein ligase activity
Source: RefSeq, a predicted model, not a curated record
AGUAACAACAGCGUCAAUAUGGCUAACCAUCACCACGACCACGUAGACGGUUGGCACGGCGAAAAACCAAUCAAUCUAUCUGGUAUAGACUUGUCGAAGUUGUCAGAAAAAGAAAGAUGGAGGGUGGAACAUCAAAUGCUUCACGAGAAACACAAAGGGCACGAAUCAAUGCAUGCGGAGAUGGCCCUUAUCCUAUUGGUUACCCUUAUUGUGGCUCAGAUUGUGCUAGUUCAAUGGAAAACAAGACAUUUUAAAUCAUACCAGAGGGCCACACUCCUGGGAAUGUGGUUGAUACCUGUCAUCAUCUGUGCCAAGUUUGCCUGGUGGCGCUUCUGUGGGUUCUGGAUGCUGUUCUCAAUCAUCACAGGAUUUGUGACAUUUAAAGCAUCACGGAAACCUCUAUCAGGCUCCACCCCCAGAUGGGUGUACAAGUGGUUCCUACUUCUGUACAAGCUGAGCUAUGCCUCAGGGAUUGCUGGCUACCUGGUCAUCAUGUUCACCAUCUUUGGCCUGAACAUGCUGGUGUUGGUCAAGCCUCAGACGGCCAUGGACUUUGGGCUGCUGCUCUUGUUUUAUGGGCUGUAUUUUGGGGUGGUGUCCAGGGAUUUUGCUGAAGUCUGUGCUGAUACCAUGGCAGCUCACAUUGGGUAUUACUCCAGCACUGGUUUGCCAGCCAAACAUCUGGACUCCAACAUGUGUGCUGUAUGUGGCAAUGAAAUCUUCAUGAUCAGUAACGAUAACGCCGUUAUUGAAAAAUCCAUCAAACUGAAUUGUGGCCAUGUAUUUCAUGAAUUUUGUAUACGUGGUUGGUGCAUUGUAGGAAAAAAACAGACUUGUCCAUACUGCAAGGAGAAGGUCGACCUCAAGCGCAUGUUUCCUGGGCCAUGGGAGCGGCCUCAUGUUAUGUAUGGCAAUCUGUUAGACUGGAUCAGAUAUUUAGUUGCUUGGCAACCAGUGAUCAUUGGCAUCGUGCAGGUCAUCAACUGGGGCCUGGGGCUUGAGUGAUAGAUCAGUGGUGCUUUUUUUUUAUAAUAAGGGGAGGUAACCUUGUGAUACAAGACCACAUCAGAGUGAUGAAACUUUUUUUUUUAAAAUCCAUUUCUUACAACUGAGCUGAUGAAACUUACAAAUGGUUGUUGGAGACAACAGACCAAACAACAUCACAUUUAGCCUUGUCUUGUGCAAUAAUGUAGUCAACUUUGGGACUGGUAUCUCAAGAAAGGUUUCGGAAAGGCCGCUACCAAAUUAAAUUUUAAAAGAUAUGGAAAGGACUUCGACUGUUUUGUGUUUAUUUGAUUGUCAAGGGUUGUACUCAUUUAAAUGAUUGUGUUUUUUUAUCAGUUAUUUUGUUUCAUUUAUUUUCUUGAUGAACAAAGAGUAUAAAAGCAAUACGAUUGAUUAUGGUAUAAAAAGUUUACUUUAAAUUUUUAACAGUUGUAAAAAAAAAUGACCGAAGCGAUGGCUUAUUUUUAGCCAGAAUGCCUACCUAUUCUCAAAAUGUCAGCCAUUCCUUGUUCAUUAGAUAGAGCUUCCAGGUUUGAAUGGGGUUACUUGUCCUUUUGCCAUACGACCAUAAUCAGAUCAUAAGUAUUGUUGUUAAGGGUAUAUUAAAGCUAGGGUUUAAGGCAGUGGGUUAGGUUUAGGGUUUAAGUGUUAUAAUUUAAUUUGACUAUGGCAAUGUGGAUGAAGGACAAGUAUAUGAUGAUCAUGUCUGAUGUUCUCAUCAUAGUCCAUUCUUUCACUUAAUUUUUUUAAACCUGAUUUGUGUUUCUGAUUUAUAUUUGCAGUUGUUCCCGUUAACAAUGUUUAGUAUUGCUUCUUUGUAGUUUUAUGUUUAUUUGGUAAAUAUAGUAGACACACCUUUUAUGCCUAUAGAUUUUAGCUUUAUUUUAAAAUUAAAUCACAAUUUUUUAUGUUUUACUGAAUUAUGUUUAAGCCAUUGGAAGAAAACUAAUACUUUUUCAAAUAUUUGUCGUGGUCAUGUUGAUUAUUUUUUUAAAACAACUGGUUUUGUCAUGCCUUUUGUAAAUCUAUAACAAACUAACAUUGUGGUUCAGUCACAUGAACAUUGAUCCUUAUACAAACUUAUACCUCUGUUGAGGCUUUUAAAUAAUUCAAGUUUCUCACUUAGUUUUUUCUCUCUUAAAAACUAAUGUACAUAAUUUUAAGGAGCACUGAAAGAAAACCCAUUUUGGUAGCUGUUAUAAUAUAUAUAAAAAAUCUGUCAUCAUUAUAUUUGGGCAUAAUUAUUUUCUCUUUGGAGAGUGGCUUCGAUAUAAGAGGGAUUUCCCUUUGAGCAUUUCAAUAGGCUUUAUCAACACAUAUCCAUUUUAUUCCCUCUUUUUCAUAAUACCCAAACAUCAGACCGUGGUCACUUAAUAUAUACUAAUAGAGACUUAGCAGGCUGCAUUUUAUUUCUUACUAAUAAUUGCUAUUAUUUUAUGGCUUUAAUUUUUGGUUUAAAUAUUUAGCUCAACAACUAGCUUUUUGUAUAAUUCUGGUCAUCAUGCCUAGAGAUUCUUAUUGAUGUCAUCUCACAUUAAAAAAUGUAGCAUUACUAAUUAACAUCACAAAAUGUAUAAGCGUGUAUGUUAAAUGUUUACUUGAAAUAUUUGGAACAAAUUUUUUGCAGUUAGUUUUGAAUCAUCUUUUAAAACUAUGCAUAUUAUUAUGUAACUGUUGGUGUGUAAGAUGUUGAGCUUAUGAAAAGUGGGAUUUAUCAUAUAAAUUUAUUAUUUUAAAAUUUGUGAAAUACUUUCCUGCUGUGUGAUUUAAAAAUUAUGAAGAAUUUGUAUCAAUAACCUUUACUUUGCAAAGAGACUAUAGUUAUCACCUGAUUUUAAAUUAUAUUUAACACGCAAUCAAGCUUGAAGUAAGUAGCUGAGCUUGAACAAUAUUUACCUUCACCCAAAUGAAACUUACUAAUAUUAAACCUUCUUGAUGUUUUUUAAAAAAGUGUUUAUCAAUUAUUUCGUACAACUUCAUCAUCUCUGGGUCCUAUGGAAAUAAUCCAUUAUUAUAAAAAAUGUAUUCCAUUAUAAUUAUAUCACCAAUGCCAUAACUAGUAUUUGAAUGGUGUUAGUACCUAAAAUCUUGGAGUCAAUAUCUUUAGUCUUAUUUUUAGAAUAAUGAUCUUAAAUUGCCAACGUUUUAAAAGCUUUUUUAUUUAUUUUUUGCAGUUCAUCAAUUUUUAAAAAGUUGAGUCCUUGUAAUUAUUUUCUUUCAAUUUUUAAAAUCUUUGAUAGUCAACUAUUUCCCCAAAGUCCUGCACCGUUUUAUUUCUUUCUUGCUGUCCUGAAGUAGAGCCUACUGAACAAAGCUGAUCAGUUUGUAGAAAGGAAUAUCAUUUUUAUUUUAAUUAAGAAAGGUGUAGUGCAUUUAUUUUAAUUAAGUAAGGUGUAUUACUUUCAUUUUAAUUAAAUCAGUUAAAAUACAAUUGCUGUUAGGAUGAUGUCAUGAUAGUAAAAACAACUUUCCAUUAUCUACCAAUAUGAAGUUUAAAACCAAUUUGAUGAGAAAUUAUUUCAGAAAUGAUAAUAGAGAUGCUCUGAAAUAUAAUAAUAUGUAUUAUCAUUAAAGUUUGAAUAUAUUUGUAAUGAUGUCUAAAGUGUUUAUCUUUUAUAAGCCAUAUAAGUUAUUAUACUUUGUUGUCAGAAUAAUCAGUGAUCUAUAUUUAUUUUUAACAUUAUACCCUAGCAGAUUUGCUCAGUAAUUUGUUAUGUUUCUAAUUAAAAAAAAAAGAGGGUCUUUGACUUAAACUUGGUGGCAAUCAAUAAGAUUUUUGUCAGUCAAAAUGCAACUUUGAAGUUUUAUAUCCUUAAGCCGAUUGUGAACAUAUAACUAUAACUCCAUUCACAGUGGCUGUAUCUUAUAAGCUGAAUGAAACAAUAGAAGAUUUAAUUGUAAUAAAUUUAAAUUGUUACAAUAUCUUUAAAUUAAUGGAGGUACUUUAAUUUGAAUAGCACAUUCACAUGAUUUGAUUUAAUCUGUUUCAAUGAUGAUACAGAAAACGUUUCAUUAUUUUAAUAGGUAAAAUUGUUAUAAUUGGUAAAAUUAAUGGGUAAAAUAAUUAGACAGUUGUCUUUUUGAUAAUAUUAGAUGUCAGUUGUUAUAAGUUUCUAGAAAUGUUGCAUAUGUCUUUUCCAGUAUUGGUUUUUAGAAACAUUGACAUCUGUCAUACAUUUGGAUACCAUUCAAGCCAAGGACCCUCUAGAUUUGAUCUCUAGCUAUUAGCACUUGUUGACAAGGAUUCAUCCAAUUCCUUUGAUUUUGGGAGUAAAAUCAUACAUUUUCAAAUAUGAACCUGUGUAUUUAUGAACUUAUUCAGAAAAGUUUGUUGUAUGUAUAUGUGUGUAUGCAUAUAUUUAUAUAUGAUGUGAUGAUAUUAAGUAUUUUUUUUACUUCCUUUAAAUUGUCAAUAGGAACUUUCCAAUAUAUGUACUUUAUUCUAACCACUAUAUUUUAAUAAACUGUGUCUCAACCAAUGUUGGAGAAGUAUGAAGUGAGUGUUGAACAUUGAGUCAGUGUUAGAAGCGCAGUUUGUUGUGUUGAUUGCAAUCCAAAUACAGGGAAUGUAUGGGAACUGUGUGCUUGUUCCAGGUACUGGUCAUUGUAAUACAAGCAUAUUUUUUUUUAGUGUGUAGUGCUGUCUCAACAUGUAAUUGCUAGUAUAAGUGUUAUAAGUAAUGUAGGUGGGCUGCUGAGAGGUAGCGCCUGUGUUGGCUAUACUUUUCAAUUCACUUUUAUUCAUCUGUAUUGUAUCUAGAGAAAGAACUACUUUUGAUGGUAGUUUAAAUAAAUAAAUUCUGUAAUUUACU